Panonychus citri (citrus red mite) is the source of this 803-nucleotide messenger RNA. RefSeq lists its product as uncharacterized. NCBI's taxonomy places the organism in Eukaryota, Metazoa, Arthropoda, Arachnida, Trombidiformes, Tetranychidae. The transcript has 2 exons. Bases 48 to 554 code for a protein of 168 amino acids. The record is from RefSeq and is a predicted model, not a curated record.
UUUUUGAGACUAGUGACAUCUAUUGGUUACCCACUUCGUUCUGUGUUAUGAAAGGACUGAUUAGUAGUUUCUCUUCAUUAUCAAUUAAUCAACUUCUAUCAAUACAAUUGAAAACAAUUUACAAUCAAAAGGUACAUACAAAGAUGGCAAAUUCUGCUGUUGAUAAAAUUUGUUCGAGAAAAACUCAAGAAGUGAUAAUCAAUUCAUGGGAAAAAAUUUCUCCUUAUGGAUACUCCCUGAUGGUGGGUUUUAUUGCCACUUCCAAGGCAGAACUGGUUCGAGCCCUUUUUACCGGUAUUGUCACUUAUACUCCGAGACUGAUCCGGGCUUUUACCACCGGUGGAUUGGGUGCACUAAUCUCAGAAUUUAAAAUAGCUUUCAUUGCUGUUCUAAAGAUUUUGACAGAUAAAAUGUUCAACCAAUUGAAAUCGAAGGUCAGUUCUGUCUCUGGAAAAGCCUUGGACUCGCAAAAGUCAAAAUUGAUUCAAGUUAUUGAAGAUCCGAAUUUUCUGAUGGCCAUUGAUACCGCGAUGAAGUUGCUUACUUUCAUUUAAUACUCAUGGAAAUGUUCAAACGAAUCGAAAGUUAGUUCGACGAAAAUCAAAAUCUCAGAGAUUCUUUGAGUGCUCAUCAAUUCCUCUUCGCGAUUUUAUGAGUCAUCUUUAAUCAACAUAAUCUUAACUCUAAAAUGUGAUAAAUCAAUUUUUUUAUGGAGAGGAUUUAAUCGGAUCAUCUGAUUAUUUGAUUGAUUCGGUGUGAAAAUCAAUCACAACGAGAUUAUUAUUAAAUGAAAUCAAAACUAA